GGCUGCCGUCGCUGUUUAGAAUGUAAUGUCGUGAAUGUUAGAGCGCGGUUUGUUUUUUAUUGCUUUUAUUAAACAAAAAAUUGUGAAAACCGUGCGAUAAUGAAGUGUUUUUUGUUUCGAACUUGAUUAGUUAAUAUACUUUAAUCUAGCACUCUGCACAUAAUUGAAGGAACGUACUGUAAAAGAAAUUAUUUAUUUUAGUGUGCAGUAUGUAAUCGUAGUGGUCUUGGCUGUUUUGGGGAAUACGGUUUGAAACAUCGGAUGCUGUGUGAAUGGUGUUGGCGGGGUAAUAAGAAGCAUUUAUCAGGAUGUUAUCGAGUAAAGAUGGUCUGGUGUCUGCAAACAGUUCUUGGCCGUGUUCAUCACAGAAGCAACUCUCCGAUGUUCUCAGCACGACACAAGACAACAGGCUGAACGACACACACGGGUUUCAACACGACAGGAGUGAAGCUGUCUGUUUGGAGAGAGCAGAAGAGGACUUGCCGUGUGUCGUCACGCUUCAGUGUUCACCCAGCUCCGUGUCCGCAAUCAGCAGUCUUCAGGUGGUCAGUGAAGCCCGCACUAUUGAAGUGUACUCACUGUCUGGAGAAUACUGUGGCACCUGCCGUGGAGAAGAAGUUCAAAUAUUACACACUAAUGGUUCUGAAGAAGAGAGGCAUUUUUACAGGAAUAAUCUGAUUCUGGAAAGCCCUGCUGUGUCCUGUGAGGUGAAGCUGCUGUCUCUCGGUGGCCGCUCCUCUGUGACUGUCGCUCAUGUUUGUGUGGGACUGGAGAUGCUGAAGGACAGACAAGGUGGGCCGAAAGUAGACCCAGGCAUUGACCUUAAGGAGGUGCAGGCCAUGAUGGAGGAGAUGGGCACAACCCUUUCACCGGGAGCACAAAAUCUCUUGGAGCUGGUGCAGUGCCAACAAAAGAAUAAAUCAGACAUGCUGAAUGGUUUCAUUCCCCUGCUCAUGGGAGGAGGGGCUUUGAGCUGUCUGUCAAGAGGAGGCGGGGCUUCCAGUGCUGAAGGGGCGGAGUCAGGCCCAAAUCCACUCUCUGGCCUCGAGCAGCUUCUAUCUGCCUGCAACCAGAACCAGAUACCCACUGCCAUGUCUGCCCUGCUAAACUCUGAAUCAGGCGCAGUCAGCCCAGACCUGCUUCCAAUGCUGCAAAGCGUAUGCGGUCAGGUCACACAGCUCCGUCUGGAGGAAGCCACAUCUCCAGAGAGGAAGAAGAAUGGAGAGCGUGAGGGUCAUAUCUGCUGUGGAGGGUUUGAGAAGAUUCUGGAAACGGUUGUGGAGAAAAGAAUGGAUGAGAUGGAGAGAAGAUUAAAGGAACAUCUGGACCUGCGACUGGACGCUCUUCAGCAGAGACUGGAGAUCACACUUCAGCAGGCCCUGUCACAUAAACAACACCAGUAAACACCAUCCUGUAAAACACAGAACUAACACUUCUAGCAAGAUCUCAAGCAUGAGCAACCAGAUUAGUGACAACCAGAUUAUUCUAUAAAGGUAAAUAAAAGUUCAUGUCAAAACUAAGAGUUCACGUCAUUUACACCUUUAUGAUAAAAGUGGUUCUAACAAUUUUGGCCAGCAAUCUCCUGCUGGAAAUGUAAAUGCUUUACAGUUUAAAAAAACAGUUGCUUGUUUUCAGUGAUUCAGUUCUAAGACACUGUACUGACCUGGUUUUUCAUGGUAAUUAACAGUUUGUCAUGUCGGUUGACUGACUUAAGUCUACAAAAUGGUAUCAGUUGAUCGUCACACAUCACAAUUACUCAUGGAACUCUUCUGAAUAACAGUCGAUAUUACAGGUAAUAUAUUAUUUUAUCCAAAAGAUACAACUCAUGCUGCUAAAAGAACCAUUUUUUUCUGGCAAUUGCAAAAUAAACUGUAACACUAACAGCUGAUUUAAAAGUUGUGAUGUAAAAACAGUUGCACUGACGUUAUCAAAUAUUGAGUAUUUGUUACUGUAAAUGACCUUUGUGUAAAUGAUGUUCAUAUGUUGAACUAUGGACAAGAACAAUAACAUUAAACUGCUGUUUAUACUUAAGUACUUAAAGUUGCACUUUUAUUAUGUUAGUUUGUCAUGUUUUCAUUUGAUCAAAGUACACUUUCAUGCCAUCCAUUUUUUUUAACAAAACAACCAAAAAAACAUUGUUGUUGUAGUUAAACCUAAUAACCAUGAAUUUAACUUGGUAACCAGUGCACCAAAAAACUGUUUACGAUAAACAAUCCAUGUUAAUGUGUGAAGUAUAGUUUAUUUUGAAACAAACAUACAGCCUUUUAAAAUAUACUGCAUUUGAUAGCACUUGCAAGCACCUGACACUAGGUGUGCUAUUGUGGUUCAUCCAUUUAAAGUUUUGUCAAUUUAAGUUGUCAAUGUCUUUUUCUCACUUAAAUACGCAUCAGUGUGGACAUCUAUUGUUUUUGCAAUCUUAAGUAGUUUAUUAUUAUUAUUAUUGUACCAUUUGUUUUCUAUAAAUUUAUUGACCAGACAUUAUUUCUAUCUUAUGGAUGAAGUAAUUUGGGCAAAAAAAGUAUUCAAAAGUAUAUGUGUGAGCUACAAGUAUGACAAUGUGAAAAUUAAGGGCUCGAUUUUAACGAUCUAGGUGCAAAGUCUAAACUGCAUGGCGCAAAAGCAUUAAGGGCGUGUCUGAAUCCACUUUUGCUAUUUUAAGGAUGGAAAAAUACAGUUUGCGCUAAAGCGCAUGAUCUAACAGGGUUAUGCUUAUUCUCCUAAUGAGUUAUGGGUGUUUUUUUGAGCAUAACGUGCAAUAAACCAAUCAGAGUCUCAUCUCACAUUUCCUUCAAGAGUCAGUUGCGACGCGCCAUGGCACAUUUGCUAUUUACAUGAUGGACAUUGUAAGUGGUAAAAUCAAACACUUCACUAGCAAGAAAACAGUUAAACAUACCAUUUGCAGCGUGAGGAUAAAGAACAGUCCUCCAUUUGGCCUCUUUACUUUCUCUUUACUUUUAUUCUUUACUUUACUAAUUUACUUUCAUGGAUAAAGAAAUGGUGGAAACUCACUCCACUGAAGACAUCCAUUAGCUUAAUUUCGUUUGCUAAGCACAACAAUUUGUUUCAAAACUAUUUCUAAAUUUAGUUCUAAUUUCCAGGAAGUACUGUUUUUUAUAUCUAUUUAUUAAAUGAUAUUUUUUUGUAACAUUUUAAUCCUUUAUUUUUUGUAUGUAAAGAUAUUUAUGUAUUGAUGUACAUUCUGUGUGUAUUAAGUGUAUGAACCUGCAUAGGUGCAUAACUAAUGCGAUCUUGACUUUAGACCAGUUUUACUUGAUCAAUGGCGCAGUCUAUUCCACUUUCUCAAAAUAGCAACAUGACAAUAAUGCGCCUUAACACAACUCCUUUAUAGACUGACACACCCAUAAGUCCAUAAAGUGACGCAAAUGGAUUUGCUAUUUAAACAAUGUAGCACAAAAACGUGAAAAUUACUGUUGCGCUGGUCUGAAAAUAGCAACAUAUCGUGCCAAACUUGUCUUGCGCUGGUUGUAUGAUAGAGCCCGAAAGCAAAUGGAUGGCAUGUGAACACGUGUACAUAUCCUCAUACUAGUCUGGCUGAUGGAUUUUUUUUUUUUUUGCCAAUUGUGCUGUAUGUAUAUUUUCAUAUGCUUAAAAAUGUACCGCAAGGGAUAGUUUGUCCAAGAAUAGAACAUUAGUCAUUAAUCACUCUAUUGUCAUUCUAAACCUGUAAGUACUCUCAGAAUUUAAAGGGCAUCUAUAGCUUUUUGGACAGAAAUGUGUGUAGGAAUAGUGUGUACAGUCACAUUGGAGUGAUAUAAAUGCAAUAAGUAUCUGUUUUUGAAUUUCUUAAUGUCAUAAUCCCAAUGAUCUUGAUCCAAUGAACAAAUAUUGAUUAACAGGCAUGUAUUAUCAGAUCCAUAUACACAGGUUUUGCAAAGAACCUGGAAUUCAAAUAUCUGUUCCAUUCUCUAUGAUCCAACUGCACUUCAAAAGCAGUAAGUGUUACGCUUUAUAUUUUUUAUAGCAUUUAGAACUAUAAUUUUUGAGAUAUGUAAUUCAUAAUAAUUAAUAAUUUUUGAGCUUACGAAAGUUUUAACAGCAUUUGUGUGUGUUUCAUUCAUCAUUACAGGAAAGCUAAAUAAAUUCCACAACAACUGUAUCAA
This is a messenger RNA of Danio aesculapii, 4121 nucleotides long. RefSeq names its product chromosome 12 C10orf88 homolog (gene c12h10orf88). NCBI's taxonomy places the organism in Eukaryota, Metazoa, Chordata, Actinopteri, Cypriniformes, Danionidae. The transcript has 6 exons. The record is from RefSeq and is a predicted model, not a curated record. Bases 309 to 1403 code for a protein of 364 amino acids.